Molecule: messenger RNA, 1089 nt
Organism: Penicillium manginii
Lineage: Eukaryota; Fungi; Ascomycota; Eurotiomycetes; Eurotiales; Aspergillaceae
Exons: 3
Coding region: 1-1089 (362 amino acids)
Source: RefSeq, a predicted model, not a curated record
AUGUCCGCUGGCCUCAGCAUCAAAUCAAUCGCAAUCUUCUUCGCCCCGAUUGUUCUUCCACGCCUUUUAGUAGCAUAUCGUUCUUUCAAUGCAUCUGUCGCUUCUCGCCCACCACCACGCCCAAUCCCCCAGGGUGCCGAACGAGCGUUGAACCUCCUCUUCGUUGCCAUCUCUGUCUACAUCCUCACCAAAUCGCGCAUCACGACCUCCACUGAUGUACUCUUCACUCGCCUCGCACGACUUCGACCUGGUGAGACCUUGACCGCCGCCGAUGAGCUCCUCAAACAGAGUCUCACCUCGAUAAGCGCCCGCAAGAUCUACCUUGCCUUCGGACCGGACACCAUCACCAAGUGCGAGUUCUGCUCGAUCAAUACGCCAUCCACCUAUCUCUUCUUUUACCUCCCAUUCCAGGUCCUUCUGCCGCACCUGGUACAUAUUCUGAUCUUGUUGAUCGCGACAUCAAAGGUCCUCUCAGGCCCCGAAUGCGCUCGCUGGCGAGGCAAGUUCACCCUCGUUGCGUCUUUGGUGGCAUUCUGUGAUAUCUACAUCGCAACCACCCAUGAUGCCCUGGCGGGGGGAUCAGCCCUGGAUAGAGCAGCCAAGAAUUCCCUCGUCGGCUAUGGCUAUUACUACAUUUCUACCUUGGCUCGGCCCUUCGCUUUCGGUGUGUUUGACCUGGGCUGUGCGGCCAUCAUCUACCUCUCUUCGACGCACCGAUUCUUCUUCAAACAACCGUCUUCUUCAGAACAGUUGGACCAAGGGGUCUCGGCAGCCUUGAAGAUGUUGACCGGCGUUCAGUCAAAGCUCCACGCCACGAGUGUUACCCGCAACGCUAUUGUGCGGGAUCGGUCGCUCAAGCAGCGCGACGAUGCAUACUGGCAAGCAAUCGCGGCGGUGGAAGACCGGACUCGAAGCGCAGGUGCAGAUGCGGGCACGGGUCCGAGUACGGUGGUUAACAAUAUCUGGGAAGAGCCGGAGGUGGUGCAGGCCAUGUCGAGGGCACUUACUGGUCAUGGCGGCGUGGAUCUGGCACAGUUGGGGAUGAGUGCGCAGGAGUUUGUUCGCGGGGCGACGGACGGGCUGGACUAG